Molecule: messenger RNA, 1065 nt
Organism: Metopolophium dirhodum (rose-grain aphid)
Lineage: Eukaryota; Metazoa; Arthropoda; Insecta; Hemiptera; Aphididae
Product: putative nuclease HARBI1
Exons: 2
Coding region: 1-1065 (354 amino acids)
Source: RefSeq, a predicted model, not a curated record
AUGUCAAGUACCGAUUUUGAGUUUUUAAUAAAUUUAAUUGGACCCAAAGUUGCAAAAGAAAAUACAAAUUUUCGUGAAAGUAUUUCAGUAUCAGUUCGCCUAGCAAUUACUUUAAGAUUUUUGUCUUCUGGUGAAUCAUAUCAUUCUUUAAUGUACACAUUUAAAGUAUCCAAACAAUCAAUAUCAGAAAUUGUACCAGAAGUAUGUGAAGCAUUAAUAUCUGGUCUUAAAAACUACAUCAAGAUGCCAACUGAAACAAAUGAAUGGUUGAAAAUAUCUGCAGAUUACGAGGAAAAAUGGAACUUCCCGCACUGUUUAGGUGCUUUAGAUGGGAAGCACAUACUAUUACAAGCACCUAUCAACUCUGGAAGUGAGUUUUUUAAUUAUAAAGGCCACUUUAGCAUAGUUUUGAUGGCACUGGUUGAUGCGAAUUAUUCAUUCAUUUACAUAAAUGCUGGAUGUCAAGGCCGCAUAUCCGAUGGUGGAGUCUUCAAAAAUACUGACUUAUGGAAACGUUUAGAAAAUAAAUCCCUUAAUUUACCUGAACCAAUAAGCUUACCUGGUAGAGAUAAUCCUGUACCCUACGUUAUAGUGGCCGACGAUGCAUUUUCACUAAGUGAAAAUGUAAUGAAACCUUACCCUGGACAUCAAACAAAAGGAAGUAAGGAGAGGAUAUUUAACUAUCGGUUAAGCAGAGCACGACGAGUAUCAGAAAAUGUAUUUGGUAUAAUGAGUUCUAUUUUUAGGGUACUUAGAAAACCCAUAUUAUUAAGUCCUGAAAAAGCAACCUCAGUUACUCUUGCAUGUGCUUACCUGCAUAAUUUUCUAAGAGCUAGCAAAUCAUCAAAAAACUGUUAUACUCCACAAGGAAGUGUUGACAUUGAUGAUGGCUCUGGAGAAAUUACACCAGGAACAUGGAGAAGACAGUCAGAAAACUCUUCAUGCUUACCACUUCAACGAAUUGGACGUAAAUCAGGAGAAAAUUCUAAAGCUAUUAGAUAUGAGUUCGCUACAUACUUCACAAGUGAAACCGGAAGUGUUCCUUGGCAAGAUAAAUAUGCAUAA